Molecule: messenger RNA, 867 nt
Organism: Schistosoma turkestanicum
Lineage: Eukaryota; Metazoa; Platyhelminthes; Trematoda; Strigeidida; Schistosomatidae
Source: the annotation of a GenBank genome assembly
UAGUAAUCGGCCUAUAAUGGUUACCGGCUCUAUUUUGAGCGAGCGUUACUAGAAAUCACCCAUGAUAUAACAAGAUAGAGCUUCAAGACUUUGUUUAGGACAAGGAUUGUUUUUACCAACUACUUAUAGGUCACACUGCUGCCGCGUUAAGUAGAUGGGCUCAAGGCCAAUUAAUCUAGAUUUCAUCCUUACGAAGGAACUCGCGGAAUAUUUGUGCAAGGUUAGUAGUCAAGAAAUAUGCUCUCAAGACCUAAAAAAUAAAAUAAGCCAACUACUGGAAAGGAAAUCAGUUAUCCCAUUCCCCGUUUUAAAUGAUUGCUAUCAUUUGACGAAGAAGCUUUCAAAUACUUGCCAAAACAAUGUUUACCUCCCAUUUUGGAAAAUUUUUCUGACCACUUCGGUAGUCCUGCCGGCUGUUAAACAAAAUUCUAGGAAUCAGAGUUUAGAUGCUCAUUUCGAAGAUUUAAAAAAUAAACGUGACAACAUAUGCUACCAAAAAAUGACAAGAGAUAUUGGCUCACCUUUGGUCUUCUCAACCGCUCCUAAGGCUCAGAAGACUUGCUUUGCUGAACUCAAGUGUGCCAAAAAACAACUUGUCAUGGUUCUCAACUUUAUUUUUAUUGUGGUGUCCGCCUUUGUAUUCGGAUGUUUCCUUCCAGAUUUAAUUUUCUCAGGUCAUUUUGUAUCACUUUUCCUGCGAAUGGUUUGCGGUUUGUUUUGCUCGGCUACAGUCUUAGCCGCUGAUUUUUACUUCUUAGUCAGAAAUUUCAGUUUACUGGAGAAAGUGUAUGAGUGAUUUUUAAUUUCGUAAUAUUUUGGGAUUAUGGGCUUUUCAGUUUUGCGAAGUAAUAAAUUUUCACAAUUUCU